Messenger RNA from Gadus macrocephalus (Pacific cod), 1572 nucleotides. Its product is annotated as transmembrane protein 205. The transcript has 4 exons. Lineage: Eukaryota; Metazoa; Chordata; Actinopteri; Gadiformes; Gadidae. The record is from RefSeq and is a predicted model, not a curated record. Bases 134 to 700 code for a protein of 188 amino acids.
CACCACUCAUAGGAACCAGUGAAGCCACUGGAACUGUUGCUUCACGUUCCGAAUUUGAACUGGAACUGGAAAAAAAAAAACGCCAUCCACACAUUUGACUGUCAUCGGGAUCUAAGUAGAGUGAGAAGGAAGGAUGUCUACCGACUGGGAGCCCACCUACACUGUGAAGCUUGCUCAGCUCCUGCUGCUCUCCACCUACUGGGGCAUGCAGAUCUGGGUCACGUUCAUAUCAAGCUUUGUGAUGGACAACCACCUGAACAGACAUACCUAUGGGUUCAUUCAGAGCCGCCUGGUCCCCUUCUAUCUUCACCUGGGUUCAGGCUGCGCUUUCUUUAACCUCACCAUCUACGCCAUAUAUCACCCCAGCGACAUGCUGACCGACAGGGAGUCUUUUCAGAUCUUCAUCUUGUUCGUUUCAGUGACGGUGGCAGCGGUCAACGCCCAAUGGUUUGGCCAGAUGACCUCGGAGAUCAUGGCGGACAUGCACCUGAUCGAGCAAUCAUGCGGAUUGGGCCAGGAUAUCGGCCAGUCGUCCAACCGUGAGGCGUACGCCAAGCUGUGCGAGACGGACAUCAAAUACAGACACCUCAGCAGCCGCCUGUGGCUGUAUAGACUGCUGUCCUCCCUGUGUAACCUGUGCUGCAUUGCGUGCAACUUCUGCAGUCUAUCGUACAUGGCGGAGAAUCUGGUUACGUUGUAAAAGGGGCAAGACACGAAAGCUGCUUUCUUUUAAAAGGGGGGUUGGAUAAAAAACAUAUUUUGUAUUUUCACGUCCUAUCAAGGGGGUUUAAUUUCUGUUUUUUUUCCAUAGCCAUGCUAAGGCCAACAGAAGCUGCUCUUCUUUUGAAAGGGCUCCAGGUUGUUACAAAAGGAAUGAAGGCUUGCCGGUCUACCUGUGUCUCACCUUUCACCAGGAAUAUCUUUAUUAAGAAAUCUUAAUCAAGAGGAACUUCUUACUAUCUUAUUCUAUUUGUUUGUGUUCGUGCACCAAUUCCCCCUUGCACUGCACCUUAAAAACAACCGGGGGGGAGUCCUAAACACUCAAAGCACGUGUUUGACUACUAUAUCUCUCGACACAAUGUGGUGGAACAAAGCAGCUUUUUGUCACUGCAGUUUCUCAGUUUUGUUUUCUUCAGUCUUUCGAUGAGUCAAGUGUUUUGUUUAUUGGUGGUGAAUAUGAACCAAUAAUCGAUCUGGUGAUUGGUCUUCAAUUACUAAGAGAAUACUUGUAUUAUGGUUGCUAAUUUACAAGGUACCUUUAUGUUGGUGAAUUGUUUUACCGGAACGUAUAAGCAUCCCUACAUUUCUGGGACCUAUUUUUAUGCACUCCCAGAACAGCUUUUUUUGAUGGGAUGGUUCACAUCUUUUGAUAUCUGUACUUAUUGGUUGUACCACUUUUCAUGUGUUUUUAGGAAAUGGGGAAUUGGUGGGAAUGCAGUGUGAGAAAGCAAGAUGAUCCCAGGUGGAUACCUCAUUGUACGGAAAACACUGGCACCAAAUAACUUUUAGGCAACAGAGGAUUUCUAAAUCUCUUUACUUAUUGCUAUUUAUUUAUUUUAAUUUAAGACUGAA